Messenger RNA from Cadophora gregata, 1236 nucleotides. RefSeq lists its product as uncharacterized. Lineage: Eukaryota; Fungi; Ascomycota; Leotiomycetes; Helotiales; Ploettnerulaceae. Bases 1 to 1236 code for a protein of 411 amino acids. Gene Ontology annotation, cellular component: membrane. The transcript has 7 exons. The record is from RefSeq and is a predicted model, not a curated record. Gene Ontology annotation, biological process: magnesium ion transport. Gene Ontology annotation, molecular function: magnesium ion transmembrane transporter activity.
AUGUUAGAAGACAAAUACAUUGGCCUGGCUCUGGCCAUCACAUCUACUCUGGCGAUAGGAACGAGUUUCGUCAUCACAAAGAAGGGUUUAAUUGACGCUGAAGAGAGGCAUGGCUUCGAGGGAGAUGGAUUUUCAUAUCUCAAGAGCCCCAUAUGGUGGGCGGGAAUUCUAGCACUGGUCGCUGGAGAGAUCGCCAAUUUCGCUGCAUAUGCAUUUGCCCCCGCGAUUUUGGUAACACCUCUAGGGGCACUGAGUGUUUUAAUUGGUGCUGUGUUAGGAUCAUACUUCUUGAAAGAGGAGCUGGGAACUUUGGGGAAACUGGGAUGUGCAACCUGCCUCAUCGGAUCUGUGAUCAUUGUGCUUCAUGCGCCUCCGGAUAAAGAAAUUCAGACCAUUGACGAGAUUCUUCACUAUGCGAUCCAGCCUGGUUUUUUGCUGUUUUGCUUUGCAGUGGCCGUUUUUGCAGUCUUCAUGAUAUACAAAAUCGCGCCGAAGUACGGGAAGAAGAACCCUCUAAUCUACCUGUCGAUUUGCUCUACUGUUGGAGGAGUUUCAGUCAUGUCUGUCAAGGCGUUUGGAAUCGCUGUGAAGCUGACUCUGGCUGGCAACAACCAGUUUACUCACCCUUCGACAUAUGUCUUCAUUAUCUUGUGCUCAGUCUGCAUCAUGACGCAGAUGAACUACUUCAACAAGGCUCUGAGCCAGUUCCCAACAUCAAUCGUCAAUCCACUCUAUUACGUUACAUUUACCACAGCAACACUUACAGCUUCCUUCAUUCUAUACGGCGGAUUCAACACUUCUGAUGCCGUUAACACAAUUUCUCUACUUUGCGGCUUCCUGGUCAUAUUUACCGGGGUAUAUCUCCUCAACAUUUCGCGUGGAGAUCCGAACGGACAAAGGAUGAUUGCUGGAACUACACAUGAUGGCAUUGCCACGGACAUCAUUUCGAGCAUUCAGACACGAAGGAGCAUGCAGUCUAGGAGAAGUUUGGACCCGCACAGAAUGAGCGUGGGCAGUGGAUAUGGCAGAACAGGAGACAGAGAGGGACUGAUACACGCAUAUGAUGAAGAAGAGGGCCUAGGUCUUACAGAGUUGACUGAAGACAGCGAUGAUGACUCUCAUAUCCACGCCAACGGGAAGAUGAAUGGUAAUGGUAAUGGAAGUGCCAGUGCGAGUGCGAGUAAGAGGAGCUUCAGCGAGCCGAUAGAUCGGCCGAGGAAAUCAUCGUCAAGGUGA